CGGCCCCGCCUGGGCGGGCGGGACAUGGAGGCCGCGGCGCGCAGUUCGGAGCGGGCCGGGGCCGCCAUGCGGAGCCGCGCCGAGGUGGACGCCACGCUGCAGACGGCCAAGCUGAACCCGGCGGAGCUGCUGCCGGCCGUGCACUGCCUCAGCUUCGGCCCGCAGGCCGGCGGCGGCGAGUGCUGCCUGCUGCAGCUGGAGCCGGCGCUGUGCGCCGAGCUGGAGGCGGGGCGCAGCCUAAUAAUUCGUGGUGAGAAGGAUGAACACGCAGUGUUGUGCAGCAAAGAUAAAACUUAUGACAUGAAAAUAGCAGAUACCUCAAAUAUGCUGCUGUUUGUUCCUGGCUGCAAAACCCCAGAGGAGCUGAAUGCAGAUCAGACAUCUUGUAAUAUCAUUCAUUCACAGAUUGCUGGUUUCUCCAAGAACUAUUGGGAAUUAAGGAGAUGUCGACCAAAACUGAAGAAACUGAGGAAGCUUUUAAUGGAAGAUCCAUAUGAAGGGCCUGAUAGUCAGAAAGAUCAGGCUUCAACAUUUUCAAAGUAUACAACAGAAGAUUUGUUAAGUCUCAUUCAAGCAAGUGAAGAAGAAAUACUCCACCAAUUGCAGGUUAUAGAUGCCUGCAAAAUCGAAGGAUAUUGGAGAAUUCUAGACUUUGAUUAUGAGAUGAAACUCCUGAAUCAUGUGACUCAGCUAAUAGACUCAGAGUCCUGGCCUUUGAGUAAGGUUCCUCUCUGUGCCUGCCUUGAAGAACUUGGAUCUCUAGAACCCAGAGAGAUGAUAGAACACAUUCUUUUAAGCUAUGGCAGGAAAUAUGUUGAUGAUGGGGAGGUUUUCUUUGCAAUGCAUGAAGAUAAAAUAUGCAGAGCUAUAGCACAAAUGCUUUUGCAGAAUGCAGUUAAAUUCAACCUGUCAGAGUUUGAAGAAGUCUGGCAACAGAGUGUCCCUGAGGGGAUGACAACCAGGCUUGAUCAGCUUCAGGGCUUGGCUCUUGUGGAUAAAAGUUCCAGACCAGAGACCAUCUUUCUGCUAAAAGUGGAAGACUUACCUGAAGACAAUCAGGAAAGAUUCAACAGCUUAUUUGGCAUACGGGAAAAGUGGACAGAAGUGGAUAUUACCCCUUAUAUACAAGACUUGUGUGCAGAGAAGCAGACUGUUGGUGCUCUUCUGACAAAAUAUGCUCGCUCCUCAAUGCUGAAUGGUGUAAAAGUUUAUAAUUCCAGAAGACCCAUCUCAUAACAAGUAUUGUUUGAAGAACUGAGGAUACUGAAUCUAGUAGCAGUGAAUGUUACUUGCUGCUGCCUUCUGGGGAAAAGAGUGGCCAACCAUCAUUAUACAGUGUACUUGAGUUUAAGCUAGGCUACUUGAACUUGUCUUGUGCCAAGCUAAGGAGAGUGUGAGGACACUUGUGGCCUCUAAGGAAUGAUAUUCAGCUCACCUUCCUUUGCCAGCCUUCUUUGCCAACUUUCCUUUGCCCAACUACUUCUUGAAUACAUGUAAUCUGUUUAUCUGUAAGUCUGAAAUGAAAAUUUCAAACCUCCUUGAUAAUAAUUCAAGCCAUUGAAUUGAAUAGCAAAAUGGAAAUUUUAGUCUUCUCCCUAUUAGUGGCCAUUCUUAAAGUUUCAAUGCAGUGUUCACAUUUUGAAUAUCACAGAGCUCAUCAAGCUCAUGAACAAAUCAUUCCCCACUGAGACUACAUCAGUCUUGAUUUUGAAAAGUGGUUCUUUUUAAGGUCAUGUCUAUGAACACCAUCAGUACAAGCACCUGACACUUUAAUACUUGGCAGAAUGGCCUUAUAUAUGAUACAAAAAAACCUAAUUGCAGUGAAGUGUGAAUAUUAGAGAGAGUAGUUGGACAUUGUGUUACAAAUUUCCUAUACACUGACAUUAAAAUAUAGCUGAGGUAAAACUGAUGCUUUACAGAAGACUACUUGUGCUUUUUUAAAAAUAACCUACAAAACUUUGUAGUACAAUUAUUUUUAUAAAACUUCUUUAGGGCAAAUUACAGCAUAUAGAAAUUGUGCCUUGAAACCUUACCGUUUUGUAAUGAUAAUAUUAUUCUAUGGAGAGCAAUGAAACAGAGUGGUUUUGUGAUACUGUCAUGAAGUGGUGUGCCUGAGAUGGUAAUUUUGUAAUCAUUAAAAAGGAUUGUUUGCAUGUCAGUAAACCAGAGUUUAAUAUUA
Molecule: messenger RNA, 2179 nt
Organism: Passer montanus (Eurasian tree sparrow)
Lineage: Eukaryota; Metazoa; Chordata; Aves; Passeriformes; Passeridae
Gene: DSCC1
Product: DNA replication and sister chromatid cohesion 1
Exons: 9
Coding region: 25-1236 (403 amino acids)
Biological process (GO): maintenance of mitotic sister chromatid cohesion; mitotic sister chromatid cohesion
Cellular component (GO): chromatin; chromosome, centromeric region; Ctf18 RFC-like complex
Source: RefSeq, a predicted model, not a curated record